AUGUUGCAAAGGGCAGCAACAAAUGCAUAUACAUGGUGGUGGGCCAGCCACGUCAGGACAAAACAAUCCAAAUGGCUGGAACAAAGCCUCCAAGAUGUGGAGGACAAGGCUGCAGAGGCCCUCCAAAUCAUUGAUCAUACCGGGGACUCGUUUGCGCAAAGGGCGGAAAUGUACUACAAGAAGAAGCCAGAAUUGCUAAAUUUUGUGGAAGAAACCUUAAAAGCAUAUAGAUCAUUGGCACAGAGAUUUGAUCAUAUUUCAAAGGAGCUCCAAACAGCGAAUCGCCAACUUGCCACAGCGUUUCCAGAACAAGUCCAGUAUAGAAUGGAUGAUGAUGAUGAAUUUGAUGUAACUUUUCCUGCAAGCAAUGCAUCUUCGCAGGAAACACACAAUCAAACACAAAAAUCAGACAUUUCUAAGGCUGCAAGUGUGAGAAAGCAGAACUUGAGGAGCUAUUCCAUGUUGCUGUCUAGAAAGGGACCAUCUAGGAAGAUUGCUGGCUUUGAAAAAUAUGCCCCAACAAUACCAAUUUGUGGUUUCAGUAAGGCGGAGGCGCAUGCUCAAGUUGACAAGCUUCAAAAGGAAAUUUUAGCUCUUCAGACUGAGAAAGAGUUUGUGAGGAGUUUGUAUGAAGGUUCCUAUGAUAAGUACUGGGAAAUUGAAGACCGGAUCGUAGGAAUACAGAAAAUAGUUGGUGACUUGCAAGAUGAGUUUGGAAUUUCUACUGUCAUAGAAGAUAAUGAUGCGCGAACUUUGAUGGCAACCACGGCUCUGGAUUCAUGCAAAGUGAAAUUGACUAAAUUGCAAGAAGAACAAUUGCAAUCUUCUGAAGAAGCUAAUGCAGCAUUCCAAAAGGUUAAGGAAUCUCAUGAAAGGAUUGAAACACUUAAGGAAGAAUUUCUUUCUAAACAUUCCAUUCAACUAGACCAAGGCACCGAAACAGAUCUGAGUAGCAUAGACAUAGAGGAAGAGUUGGCUGCCUUGGAAGAUGAGCCACACGAGGACGCAGAGCUUCUGAAAGAAAACAUGGAAAAUCUUGAAGAAGAUUCAGAUAUGUCCCACACUAUGACAGAAAUCGUAGAGUUGAUUGAUAAGCUUGUUAAUAAGGUUGUUUUCUUGGAAACUGCAGUCUCUUCUCAGAAUGUUUCGGUAAAAAGGCUAAUGUCAGAAGCAGAAAAACUUGAGACAAAUAUAAAAAGCUUGGAAGAGGACAAGGAAAUGCUGUUAGAUGAUUCAGAAAAAACCAAGAAGCUGCUGAAGGAAUUGGAGGAGGAAAUGAAGAGAGUUAAGCUUCUUAACAGGAAUGUCAGAAUGCAAGAAAAUAGUAUCCAAUCAAACUUCACUGAAGCUAGCAAUAAUCUUGAGAAUCUUUCAGAAAAAUUGAAGGAUGUGAAGCCAGAGGAACACUAUACACCUUACAAGAAGAGAAGUGGUGAUAACUUAGCUAUUAUGAAAGAUGUUGAGACAACAAAGGAAGAAAAGGAAGAUUAUGCCACAGAUCUAAGCAAUAUGACAGGGGAAGUUAACAAAAAGGAAGAUUAUGCCACAGACCUAAGCGAUUCGACAUGUGAAGAUAACAAGUCCAAGUCAGAAGAAAAUACUGAUCCUAUGACUGAAAGCAUUCCUGAAGUAAUAGAGCAGGAAAAGGAUGAUUUGCCUCAGACAGUUGAUAGUGUGGAUAUCAAGACGCCGGAAUCGGUUGCUGGUGAGGAAGAAGAUCAGCCUAACAUGAGGCAGAUGUUUGUCAGUGGACUGGAUGACAGAGAAAAGAUUCUGUUGGAGGAAUACACAUCAGUUCUAAAGGACUACAAGCUUGUCAAGGUCAAGCUCCAUGAGAUGGAGAAGAAAAAUUCUGAGAGCAUUAAUGAGCUGGAACUUCAGUUAAAUGAGUUCAAGAAGGUCAUUUCCAUGAAGGAUGAAGAGAUAAACAUUUUACAGCAGAAGCUGAAUAGUUCAGAAGCAAAUCCUGCUGAAGAAGCGGUUCUAGAAAACGAGACUCAGGAAGCCAGCAUGCAGGAACAAGAUGAAAUUCCAUCUUCAGCUAUGGAGGAAAGUGCUAGAAGCUCUUCUGCAGAUCAACCUGAAAUUCCAUCUCAAGGAAUGGAGGAGGAAAGUGCUAGAAGCUCUUUUGCAGAUCAACCCCAAGAUGCCGAAAACAAAGAAGAUUUGUCAACUAGCAUGUCUCCAACAACAGAAUCCAUAUUACAACAGAUUGUGACAGUAAACCAUAUUGAAGAUCACCAUAGUCCCCUUUCAGCCAUGGAAAAGAAAUUCCGUUCCUACAUCGAUGAUUUAAUGGAGGAGAACCUAGAGUUCUGGUUGAGAUUCAGCACAGCAGUUCACCAGAUUCAGAGGUUCCAAAAUUGCAUGCAAGAUCUAAAACUUGAAGUAAGGAACAUAAAGUUUAAGAAAAGGACUGAAGGGAACUUACCAAAUUCCAAUAUCCAAUCCGAAAUAAAGCCAAUAUAUAGACACCUAAGGGAGAUAAGAACUGAAUUGUCAUUGUGGCUUGAACACAAUGCAGUGCUGCAGGAGGAGUUGCAAACUAGGCAUCCAACACUGAUAAGCUUACAAGACGAAAUCGCGAGAGCGGCCAACCCGGUUUCCACCACAGAAAGAGCACAACUUAGUGAGUACCAGGCUGCAAAGUUUCAAGGUGAGGUUCUCCACAUGAAGCAAGAGAGCAACAGGAUUUUGAGUGAGCUUCAAGGAGGACUCAGUUUUGUUAAGGGGCUGAAAGUUGAAGUAGAGAAGUCUCUGGAAGAAAUGGGCCAAGAACUUGGGGUGAACAAGCCUGGCCAAGUUCCUGGACAUGUUCACAUGAAGCAGAAUCAACCAAGUAGCCGUACUAGAAUACCAUUAAGGUCAUUUUUGUUUGGAGUGAAGUUGAAGAAGCAUGGCCAAUCUUCCUCCUCCUCACGUGUAAAUGCAGCAAUGCAGAAACCAAAUCUUGAUCCAUCAGCUACUCAUGAUGCCACAUUGUAG
Messenger RNA from Arachis stenosperma, 2985 nucleotides. RefSeq names its product protein NETWORKED 2A-like. Gene Ontology annotation, molecular function: actin binding. The record is from RefSeq and is a predicted model, not a curated record. The coding region runs from base 1 to 2985 and encodes 994 amino acids. The transcript has 3 exons. Lineage: Eukaryota; Viridiplantae; Streptophyta; Magnoliopsida; Fabales; Fabaceae.